AUGUCAUCCACGCAGAGGCCGGGCAGGACUGCUCCCAGUUUCGUACGAGCUCUUUGCGAUUACGAUCCUGUCCAACCCCCAGCUUCAGGCCGUAACCUCCUCUCACAAGUCCCGCCCGUCUUCCCCGAAUAUUACAUCGGACCGCCAGAGUACAUAUCGCCUUCAGCAUGCGCUCAUGACUAUGUGACGAAACCGAAGCAGACCCUUGUGCCAGAGCCGGAGAGGAGGAGCAGCGCCAAUCCUCCGAAAGUAUCAGCUGUUUGCCGCAAAUGCCGUUACCAUCUGCAACUCGUUGUGCGCGCCGUGCCUAGACUUGGUCAACAUAGUCAGAACUCACCAAAUCACUUGCAUCAUCUAGUCUACAAAACGGAAGAGCGGGAUACCACACCAAAGGGCCAGGAUGUUGAGACGUAUGAGUUCGAAUGCUCUUACCUCACGUGUUCUACCGUGGUGUCAGUCCGGCUUACGUCCCCGGUACUGUCACAUGAAUGGGUGCAGCUUCUGACGGACCCUCAAGUUAUCCAGCAGCGAGCAGAAGAGGUCUUUGCAGUGGAGCGCGAGCGUCUGGAGGGGUUGGCCAUGCCACAGCCGAUCAGCGUUCUCGAUACUCUCGGCGCGUACCUCCAUAACUCGCUUAGUGCGGCGGACAAGAGCAAGUCGAUUGCGGCCAGCAACAAGAGGUUUAUAACUUGCUUCGGGCUUGACGGAGUGCCUUGCAAAGAUCUGCUAGAAUUCCUAGGGUUUUCAAUUAAGAAUGAAGGAUUCUGGGAACCCCCACGGACCAGUCCAUGGACAGAGCAUCCUUACCGGGACCAACUCAAGAUCUUCCUGGACGAUGUAUUACAAGAGAUUGCCAUACUAAAAGAGCAACGACCUGUGCUGGAAAAGAAGGGUCAUCAAGCGGAAUACCAAGGCGAUCCAGCACCAUGUGACUUGCUUCGUGCCUUGGAUGCGGCUGACUACCCGAACGCCGCACGGUCGAACGAAUUCCAACUGGCUCCUGCACCAUACUAUGAUGACUUGGGCACAGUCGACGAUAUGUCGUCCGUUGCGAUCGUCGAAGCUUUCAACCGACAAGUCGCAAUCGACCCAGCGCGGUCGCCUUUGUAUCUGAAAUGUCUCAAAGAAAUCGGGCAGCUCAGGAACGGUGAUGAUGCUGCUGUCAUUGAACAAGCGGUCACGAGAGCAUAUGCCGAAGGCAGAUUCACCGAGGAGGACGUUGUCGAUGCUUAUAAAUACUUCGGUCUUGCCCAUGUGAACCCUCGGCUCACCGAAGAUAGUAUCAUCGGAACAUUCAAUGCCUACCUUAACUCCACCACCACAGCCCAGGAAGCAGAGUCUCGCAGACAGAUGCGUAUAAUAGGGGAAAGCAGACAUAGUGAACGCAUCAAAUCAGUGGCUGACGACAGCGUGACGAAUGUCGAACAGGCUCAGGACUACUUAGGUGUCACCAGCGAAACUGCCGACGACUUCAUAAUUUCCUUGUUCACUGCCAAGGUAGAGGAUGCUCCGUCCAACAGAGAUCUUGCGCGGCGAGCUCUGGAGCUCAUUGCCCAGGCGCGGAAUUCCGAUGCCUUGAAACACUUUCUCAAGACUGGGGAGAUGACGGCGGGUGAGAUGGACAUUGGUGAUGCAUAUCGUCUCUUGCGCAUAGAUAAUCGCACCGUGGACGACGAUUUGAUCGAAGCAGCCUAUACGUGCUGUGUCGUGGAGGACCCGAGCAAGAUCGAAACAUACAACCAGGCCUUGCAGAUCAUUGGAAAGCAUAAGAACAGCAGCUUUCUUUCCAACAAAGCCACGGGAAUGGGGACUGGUUCUGAUCGCAACCUAUCAGAAUGGCCGGUUGGAUUGCAGAACAUCGGCAAUACCUGCUAUCUGAAUAGCCUGUUGCAGUUCUAUUUCUCUGUCCAGGGGUAUCGCGACAUGAUCCUGCACUUUGAGGAAUACAGUAUGGAAUUGAGCGAUGAGAACCUGAGUCGGAAAAAAGUAGGAUCCCGCAAAGUCACACGGAAGGAGGUCGAGCGCUCUCAACAAUUCGUGAAAGAGUUGCGGACUUUGUUUUCCGAAAUGAUCACAUCUCCGUUUCCCUAUGUCACACCAAGUCAGGAGCUCGCGCGGCUGACUUUGAUUGGUACUUCGAAUGAAGAAGCCAUUCGGCGUCGUUCAACCAUCUCGACUUACAGGCCCACAGCCGCCCUGGGAGAGCUCGAGGGAAUGCCCAUCCUGGGCCCCCUUGGGCCUCCACAGCCCACCCCGGAAGAGAAGUCCCAUAACACAGUGAUCAGUGAUAUGGAAGCAGCUCAACAAAGAACGACUACUGACAAGGCCCAACAACCUCAUAAUGACGACAAGGAAAACGAACCUCCACUUGACUCCACAAUGGAGGAUGCGCAGAAAGUGACCCCGGAGCCUUCCAGCAAUCCUGCUUCUGCAGAACGGCCCGUGGUAGCUAGUCAACCGCCACCAGUACCCCCACGGCCCGCCCCUGUUAUCGACCCCCAGAGACUACUUCAAGAGGAAUUAGAAAUAGGCGCCCAGCAGGAUGUAACGGAAGUCAUCAAUAAUGUGCUUUUCCAGAGCCAAUGUGCGAUCCGGCCCAUUGCCUAUUCUGCUGAUGGUGAACAGAUCGAUCAGGUGAAAGACCUAUUCUAUGGAAAAACCACAUAUUAUCUCAGGUCAGAGCAGGGCGUCCGGCCAAUGGAAGAAUGGUGGUGCGACAUUAAGGUCGAUGUGGCAUCGGGUCCACGCAACAUCUACGCGGCGCUUGACGGAGCAUUCGAUGUUCAGAAAGUCAAUGUGGACAACACCAUCGCCGAACGAUUUGGUACCAUCAGCAAGCUCCCACCAGUGCUCCAGAUCCAGGUUCAACGUGUCCAGUUCGACCACACUACAAAACGAUCAUUCAAGUCAACCCAUCAUCUUGGAUUGGAGGAAACCAUAUAUUUCGAUCGCUACAUGGAUACCAAGUCGCCUGAGCUUAUGGGUAAACGGCAGCAGAGUUGGGAGUGGAAAGCCACCUUGAAGAGCCUCGAAGCUCGGCAGUCAGAAUUGCUACACGGUACAGAAGAUGACAAGGUCGACACUGCGGCGUUGUUCAAUGAGGCCAGCAGAAUUCUUGCGGAUAUCGAGAGUAUCGCAGAAGACACAGAUUUUGCUGAUGAUGGGGAGCUGCCUGUAGAGGCCGGUCAAGAUGCAGAUUCUGCAAAAGUUCCAGAUUCCAGCGAGACCACCAUAGAUGUUGAUACCGAGAAGCUCCGCGCAAAGUUAGAUCGGCUCUCUCAACUAGCGCGCGCCGAGCUGACAUCUGUGCAAGACGAAAUCAGAAAGACUCAGGCCAUGAUAGCCGAACAAUUCAUUGAACACAAAGAUGAGGCAUAUCGGCUGUAUGCUGUGUUCAUUCACCAGGGCUCUGUUGAGUUUGGUCACUACUAUAUCUACAUCUUCGACUUCGAUCGCAAUGUGUGGCGGAAAUACAACGACCAGGAUGUGACUGAAGUGCACAAUGUGGAUGAAAUCUUCCGCGAGCAGGGACAGCUCAAUCCCCCCACGCCAUACUUCCUCGUCUAUGUUAACGAUCGGAUGAAGCAUGAUUUGGUCAACCCCGUGCGCCGAGAACUGCUGGAAAUGGCACCUGAGAAUGGGUUUCCUGCCAUGGAAGAAGUCACACACACCGCGCCAUCAGCCGAGGAUGUGGAUAUGAACCCGCCGUCAUACGAUACGAUUUGGGCCGACCAAAGCAUAUCAGGUACGGGCGCCGACUACCCCAUGAAGGAGGAGAGGGACCCCAUCGACGCGGAUAACAGCACUCAUCCUGACUUACGUGACGUGGCGUGGUAG
Molecule: messenger RNA, 3837 nt
Organism: Aspergillus homomorphus CBS 101889
Lineage: Eukaryota; Fungi; Ascomycota; Eurotiomycetes; Eurotiales; Aspergillaceae
Product: ubiquitin-specific protease UBP2
Exons: 11
Coding region: 1-3837 (1278 amino acids)
Biological process (GO): regulation of proteasomal protein catabolic process; protein deubiquitination; proteasome-mediated ubiquitin-dependent protein catabolic process
Molecular function (GO): cysteine-type deubiquitinase activity; proteasome binding
Source: RefSeq, a predicted model, not a curated record